AUUUGGGUUAGUUGCACUUCGGUGGGAAUUUACUGUCUUUGUUGCUUGCAUAACUAGCAAUGGAUGGUUCCUCAGCUGGGAAUAAUUUAAUGCCAAGCCAAUCAGGUGGUUUUUCAGAAUUGCAAGGAUCCAUGCAAGUUAAUCAUCAGCAAAAUCCACCUCCUUCUCAGAGUUUAUCGGUCCAUCCUGAAAAAGUUCAAGAUGUUUUCCCUUUCAGCGUUGGGAUUCUUGGGAACACGCAAGACCUCAAUCAAUCAUAUUCCCCAUUUGACAGUAAUAACAAGGGGAAGAGAGCUAUGAAUUUUGCUAGUAAUGAUGAAAGGUCAAAUGUUUUGGAAGAAGGCGUUGAUGGGCAUACUGAAAGUGGUGGAGAAAAAAGUGAGUCCCUAAGGCAGCGCCUAAGAUGGACAGAUAUAAUGGUGAAGCUUUUGAUUACUGCUAUUUCUUACAUCGAAGAGGAUGCUACCCCUACUUGUAAUGGUGGUCGAGUACAAAAGAAAGGGAAGUGGAAGGCUAUUUCAAAGGUCCUUGUCGAAAGGGGUUAUCAUGUAUCGCCUCGGCAAUGUGAGGAUAAGUAUAAUGAUCUGAACAAAAAAUAUAAGAGACUGAAUGCUAUCCUUGGUAAAGACACUUCUUGCAGGGUUGUUGAGAACCCUGCACUUCUGGACUCGAUGGAUCUAUGUGAACAAGCAAAGGGAAAUGUUAGGAAGAUUUUAAGCUCUAAACAACUGUUUUAUCAACAAAUGUGUUCAUAUCACAAUGGAAACAGGCUCUUUCUUCCUUAUGAUUGGACUCUACAACAAUCAUUGCAGUUGGCUCUGAAAAGAAAAGAUGGCUAUGAUCGUCAUCGGGUGUCACCGGGGGUCUCUCUAAAUAGAAACAAACAAACAGAACAACGUGAAGAUGUGGGGUUUGGCAAUGGCUUGAAUGUUUUAAACGGUAGCAGAAGAUCGGAUGUUCAUCCUCCUAUUAAUAGUACCUCUGUAAAUCAUGAUUCCACCAAGGGUGGUGAGAGAGAACAGUCACAGAAUCAAUGGAUGGAGUCACGCUCACUUCGGUUGAAAGAGCAGAGGUUACAGAUUCAGGCACAGAUGUUGGAAUUGGAGCAGCAGCGGUUGAAGUGGCUGAGGUCUAGCCUGCAAGAAGAUAUGAGACUAGACAAGAUGAUGCAUGAGAACGAAUUAAUGAAACUUGAGAAUGAACGCUUGGCAUCAGAACUUAGACGGCGAGAAAUGGAUCCUGAUUACCGCUGAAUAAUGUAUGUGGGUAUGUUUCAUUUGUUCCCUAAGCUUAUGCUGUGCAACUUAGUUCUCUUUUCCAUUUGUUACUUUUUCUUAAUCAUAUUUGGAAUGGCUCAUUACAG
Ilex paraguariensis (yerba mate) is the source of this 1363-nucleotide messenger RNA. NCBI's taxonomy places the organism in Eukaryota, Viridiplantae, Streptophyta, Magnoliopsida, Aquifoliales, Aquifoliaceae. The record is from the annotation of a GenBank genome assembly.